Messenger RNA from Aspergillus fumigatus Af293, 738 nucleotides. RefSeq lists its product as uncharacterized. The transcript has 3 exons. NCBI's taxonomy places the organism in Eukaryota, Fungi, Ascomycota, Eurotiomycetes, Eurotiales, Aspergillaceae. The record is from RefSeq and is a predicted model, not a curated record. Bases 1 to 738 code for a protein of 245 amino acids.
AUGAUGGGCAUCACCAAACAACCAAAAAUUGCUACACAAUCCAUUGUUAUGAGAGGCGUUGGAAACUCUACAUCAGAAGAAGCAGAAAAGCAGGUUAAGAAUUGCCCAAAUCCUGAUGGGAUCAUGAUGGAACCCCAGGCAGCAUUACGGGAGGUCGAAAAGGCCAGAAGCGCAGUUCCGGUUUUCGUAAUUUCAUCAUAUGGCGCAUCUUUCGAAUCAAAUCUGUCCAAUUUGAAGCCAAGAAACGACCCGUCAAGUCUGAAAAUGUCCACUAUUUUUCCGACUUGGCCUCACAUCCUCUUUGCAGUCAUAGAGCCGAUCACACUCAUUGGAGGCUGGGCUCUCCCGUUCUGGGACCUCAAAGCGUUCAUUACAGAUCAAAUUCCUGGUCUCGCAGGUCCAGAAUCCGUCCAUCCAACCAGUGCAGCCCUCGCCUUCCAGCUAGCCAACCUCUAUGGUCUCCUCAGUAUCCUAGGCAUCGGCGUCUGCUACUCGACUACCGAGCCCAGGGUGCUGCGUAACUACCUCUAUGCUCUGGCCAUCGCUGAUGUGGGCCACAUCUAUGUGACGUAUCGUUGCAUGGGCCAUGACAGAUUUGUCGACGUUAUCAACUGGAAUGUUUUGACCUGGGGAAACAUUGGGAUCACCGGCUUUCUGAUGAUCAAUCGAAUUGCUUAUUUGGCGGGGUUGUUUGGAGACGCGAAGGGAGCGGCGAAUAAAAUUGAAAAACGGGUUUGA